Abrus precatorius (Indian licorice) is the source of this 3537-nucleotide messenger RNA. Its product is annotated as disease resistance protein RPM1-like. The transcript is spliced from 3 exons. Bases 673 to 3291 code for a protein of 872 amino acids. Gene Ontology annotation, molecular function: ADP binding. Lineage: Eukaryota; Viridiplantae; Streptophyta; Magnoliopsida; Fabales; Fabaceae. Gene Ontology annotation, biological process: defense response to other organism. The record is from RefSeq and is a predicted model, not a curated record.
AACAUCUGAACGGACGUCUCACUACACACACAGUUUCUAUGCAAAAGAAGUUGUGUUUUAGGAAUCUCAGGCACUUUGAGCUCUAAACCUGGUUUUCCUCUCCCUAUUCACAAGCUCAAUUUCUCCAUUCUAUAAUUUACUUUGUCUUUUUUGUUUAAUCUUAUAUUUUUAUUCAGAUUGGUUUCAAUUUUGUUUAUGUCUGGAAAUUUAACCAUUAUUGAUACUUCAAACUUUUCUAUUUUGAUUUAUAUCAGAAUAAGUAAUGUUGCUAUGAGUCAUUUGUGACUCACUUAUGUACUCUGUAUUUGUUGUAAUUUUCUGAUUUAUCAGAGUUUCACUUUGCCACAUGUAGCCGAGUAGUUUCAAUAUUUUAGUUUCUAUUAUUUAGUGCGUUUGGAGCUGAGUUAGUUGAAGUGGAUAUUUUGUGUGAUGCUUAAUGAGCCAAAGAUUAAGAUAAGAUUUUUGAAACUACUAUUUUGCUCUACUUGAAGAACUAUACAGAUGAGAAAUUAUUGAUUGUAAAAUGAUUUAUGAUUUGGGAAAUUCUAUUGGCAGUUACUGUGUUAAAACUUUGAAGUGUUAAUCUCAACGCUUGUUUUACCGACUUAAAGAUUAUGCUGUAGAGGUUUUGUAUACAAAAUUGAAGAAGAUUUUAAGAGUUUAUUUCAUCAAAUGGCAGAAAUUGCAGUGAACCUUGUGAUUGACAAGUUGAUCCCUUUACUCAGAGAUGAAGUCGAUCUUCAGAGAGGAGUGUCAAACCAACUUGAGUCAGUGAAAGACCAAUUACAAAUGAUUCGUGCUUACUUAAAGGAUGCAGAUGCAAAAGCAGAGACGGGAAAAACCAACCACUUAGUGAAAAUGUGGGUCAUGCGAAUGAGACGAGUUUCAUAUCGUAUUGAAGAUGUGAUUGAUGAGUACUUGUUGCAAGUGCACAAUAAGUUUCAAGACAAUGGUGGGGUUGCUUGCUUCAUAUGUGAAAUUUGUGACUUGCUCAGAUCUGUCAUGCUCAGCCAUAAGAUUGCAUCACAGAUUGAUGAGAUAAGAGAAUCAAUAGCUUUACUCAGCAGAGAAAAAGAAACUUUUGGGUUCAAUCCAUCUGCUUUGGAACCAAGGAGUGAUACUGCCACGGUGCAUUAUCUUCGACAAGGUGCCCGUUUCAUUGAGGAUGAUCAGCUUGUAGGGAUUGACCAUAUCAAGCAAGUACUAUCCAGUUGGUUGUCAGAACAAGGUAGUCGCACUGUGAUCUCAGUGGUAGGCGAAGGUGGUCAUGGUAAAACAACUGUUGUGAACAAGGUAUUUAAUCAAAAGAAGAGGGAAGCAUCUUUUAAUUGCUAUGCUUGGAUCACUGUAUCCCGAUUGCUCAAGGGAGAGGAUCUAUUGAAGGAUUUGCUAAAGAGGCUUUAUGAGGAGGCUGGGGACAAAGAAUCCGUCAAAGAAAUUAGUGAAAUGUACGGAAACGCUCUGGUAAUAAAACUGAGAGAAUACUUACAAGGAAAGAGCUAUUUUAUUGUUUUUGAUGAUGUAUGGGAAGAAAGCUUUUGGGGAGACGUAGAACAUGCAUUACCAAGAGACAGGGGUAUGAUAAUCAUCACGACAAGAGAUAGGAGAGUUGCUGAGUUUUGUGGAGCUCAUGGACCAAUUCACAACUAUGACAUGCAACCACUAAAUCGUAAGGAUGCUUGGAACCUUUUUUGUCUGAAGGCUUUCCGAGAAGAUUGUCCCAAAGAUUUGAAAGGAUUGUCAGAAGAGUUUGUUAAGAAGUGCAAUGGAGUGCCACUUGCGAUUGUGGCUAUUGCAAGUCUCCUCUCAACCAAAAACAAAAAUGUCUUAGAAUGGAAAAGGGUAUAUGAUAGCCUACGCUCAAAACUUUCAAGUGAUCCCCAUCUUAGCUGCGUCCAUCAGGUUCUGUCUGAAAGUUACCAAGAUCUUAGUUACCACCUCAAGUCAUGCCUCUUAUACUUUGGCCUUUUCCCUGAGGAUUACUCGAUCAGUGGUGUGAGGCUCAUUAAUUUGUGGAUAGCAGAGGGUUUUGUAGAGAACAAAGGGAAUGAUGGUCAAAUUCUCGAGGAAGUAGCAGAAGAAUACUUAAACGAGCUUAUUGCUAGGAGCUUGGUUAAAGUGGUUGAAUUGUUCCCGUAUGGCCGGGUUAGACGUUGUAGGGUCCAUGACUUGAUGCAUGAUUUUAUUCUCAGAAAGUGUGAGGAGCUGAACUUUUGUCAAGUGAAGAAAAGUAAGAGACUCGUGUUGCAUGAGUGGACUCGGCGCUUGUCAAUUGACGAAUGUGUUGACGAUGAUCCUGUGAAGAAAAGUGUUGCAAACUAUGGGCUAAUAAGGUCCUGUUUUCUUUUUGGGAUUAAUGAAGACGCAACAACUUCUGUGUUGGAAUCAUUGUUCUCAAGAUUUAAGCUCUUGGCAAUAUUAGACUGUGAAGGUGCACCUCUUGAUUAUCUUCCAAAAGCAGUUGGAGACUUGUUUCAUUUGAAAUAUUUGAGUUUAAGGAAUACUGGUAUCUCCACGAUUCCCAAGUUCAUUGGUAAGUUGCAGAAUCUUGAGACCCUGGACUUAAAAUAUACUCGUGUGCUGGAAUUGCCAUGUGAGAUUAACAGACUUGUUAAGUUGCGUCAUCUUUUGGCAUACGAGUCUUUCGGUGUGGGUGUGAAAUUGAAGGCAGGAAUUAGACAUCUAAGUUCACUGCAGAAGUUAAGAAUGGUUGAUGCACGUGAUAAUGGGGAUGUGAUUAUGAAAGAACUGAAGAAUCUGAAGCAGAUAAGGGAUUUGGGCAUUUUUAAUAUAAAUAGAAAAGAUGGGAUAUUAUUAUGCAAUGCUAUAGAGUGCAUGACUUAUUUGAGGUCAUUAGCAAUUAAAGCAGCUGAAGAAGAAGUUAUUGAGUUGGAGUCAUUAAGUGUUUGUCCUGAGCGUCUCCAACGCCUUUACUUAGAGGGGCGUUUGGAAAGGUUGCCACAUUGGCUUCCCGAACUUAAAAGUCUUUGGAAGCUGCGGUUGUCUGGAUCACACUUAACAGAAGAUCCGUUGCCUCUUAUCAAAGACUUGUCAGCACUGGUAGAGCUCCAACUUUAUGAGUCAUAUGAAGGCAAGGAGUUGUGUUUCGAAGAGGGAUGGUUUCAGAAUCUGAAGGUUUUAAGAGUUCUGCUUUCCACUUUGGUAACAUUAAAAAUAGAAGAAGGAGCAAUGCCUUACCUUCAAUCGUUCUAUUUAAAUGAACCCCCUCGAACGGUGGAUGUGCCAACUCAUGUUCAACAAGUUAUCAAAUACGGAUACAUUUGGUGGUGACGAAACGAUGAUUCAGAAGAUUGAGGAGGCAUUGGAGGGGUCAACUAGAUAACUAUGUUGAUAACUUAAUAACAACUCAUUUUCAUUAUUUGUUAUGUAAUUUGAGGUAGCUAUGUAUCCUUAGCAUUAUAUACUUUUAAUUGCAUUUAAAAGUCAAUAUUAUUUGUUAUGUAACAAUUUGAUUCACCCAAUUUCAUCUUUUAAUAUAUCCCAACAGUCAUAUUUCUAUAAAUUGAUUGUUUGAGC